This is a messenger RNA of Gloeophyllum trabeum ATCC 11539, 962 nucleotides long. RefSeq names its product class I glutamine amidotransferase-like protein. Bases 31 to 852 code for a protein of 273 amino acids. Gene Ontology annotation, cellular component: nucleus; cytosol. NCBI's taxonomy places the organism in Eukaryota, Fungi, Basidiomycota, Agaricomycetes, Gloeophyllales, Gloeophyllaceae. The record is from RefSeq and is a predicted model, not a curated record. The transcript has 4 exons.
CGCUGCAGGAAUACACAUUUGUUCGUAAUCAUGUCCCCCGUACGCCUGGCCCUCCUCGUUUGUGACAAACCAAUCCCAGCCGUUGUAUCGAACCAUGGUGCAUAUCCGGAAAUAUUUCAUGAGUUUUUGACCGCCACGUUCCCUGGAAAGCCUGCGUCUGAACCCAGUUUUGUACUCGAUUGCUAUGACGUCGUCAACGAGCAAGCAUACCCUGCAGACGAUGCAGUUUAUGACGGAAUAUUGAUAACAGGAUCGGCUGCCUCGGCAUACGAGAACGUCGGAUGGAUUCAGAGAUUGGUGGCGUACGUAGCCUCAGUUAUCAAUGAGAAGCCAGACGUCAAAGUUAUCGGCAGCUGCUUUGGUCACCAGAUCGUCUCGAUCGCCAUGGGUGCGGAAUGCGAACCCAAUGGCGGGCGAUGGGAAGUGGGUGUGACUGAAGUGCAGUUAACGGAGAUUGGAAAGAGACUCUUUGGCCAGUCAACCAUUAACAUCCAGCAAAUGCAUCGAGACCACGUCCCAUCCUUGCCGGAAUCUUUUCAUCUGCUUGGGUCGACCCUGAUAACCCCGAAUCAAGGCAUGAUCCGUUUUGAUCCGUCUUCCUCGGCUGCGAUGCCCGUCUCAGCAUCAGCCCCGGCCACAUUUAGGUUGACGGAUAUACAGGUACUGACUGUGCAGGGUCAUCCGGAGUAUACAGCAGACAUCGUGAAGCUUCUUGUCCAGGCACGUAGUGCUACGGGCAUCAUCGACAAGGCUACCGCAGAAGACUUCUAUAAGCGUCAGGACUGGGACGAUGAUGGCAGAGGCGUCAUCGGAAAGGUUAUUUGGGGCAUCAUGGGAGUCCAAAUUGGAUAACGGCCAAGUAGAUUCGAACUGACGAAGAAGUUGUAGUCACAUAUUGACUGUGCCUCAUUUGCUCAUACAUACUGUAGAUUGUUCGAAAGGCUCGAGAACAUGGUUAUCGC